UCUACUUAAUUUCAAACGGCCGAGGUUCGUUACCGUAUCAAGAAUCGGCCCAUUUACCCAUAAUUCCUAUGUCUGCAGUCCAAUACUGUAUUUUCACAUCACGUUUCAUUUCCCAUUGAGAGUUGCUCGUGAAUGCAUUCAGAUUUGAACAAUUUACUGUGGAUGCAGUAGGCCAUAACAUAAUUAUGUGCCAAGUCUGCAAACUGAUCAAGACGGGUGCCGCUGGAAGCUGACCAACCUAGGCUCCGGCUUGCGUCCCGUUUCCGUGUAUACUUAUUUCAAUUUCAUCAACCAUGCAUAUUUUCCGAGAUACGACACGUGUGGGACUCGAAGCAAUUUGAUGUCAUUAGCAGAAUGUUGAACAGUAAUCUUCAGUAACGGACAACAGAAAACAGAAAUGGCCUCUCUCUACACCCUUCUGAGUUUGUGUUGUCUGGCAGCUCCAGUGGUACUUGACCCCCCUCCUUUUAAAUUUCAGCCAGAACAGGUGCAUAUAUCUUAUCCAGGGGUCCCUUAUUCCAUUGUGAUUACUUGGACUACCUUCAAUAAGACGGAGAGCGUGGUAGAGUAUAAUGUGUGGGGUGGAAAGCUCUUUGAUCUCAGGGCCAAGGGGACCAGCACCAUAUUUGUGGACGGGGGGUCAGAGAAGAGAAAACUCUACAUUCACCGGGUCACACUGUCAGCCCUGAAGCCUGCUUCUGCCUACGUGUAUCACUGUGGCAGUGAAGCUGGUUGGAGUGACAUCCUCUACUUCAUUGCCCUCAACGAGAGCAAUGCUUGGAGCCCCAGGUUUGCUCUGUUCGGGGACAUGGGAAAUGAAAACCCCCAGUCACUGUCCAGACUCCAGAAGGAGACCCAAGUUAGAAUGUAUGACGCCAUCUUGCACAUUGGGGACUUUGCUUAUGACAUGGAUCAGGACAAUGGCAGGAUUGGGGAUGAGUUCAUGAACCAGAUCCAGUCCAUUGCUGCCUACGUGCCAUAUAUGACCUGCCCUGGGAACCACGAGAGUGCAUACAACUUCUCCAACUACAGGAACCGCUUCAGCAUGCCAGGAGACACGGACAGUCUGUGGUACAGCUGGAACAUAGGGCCAGCCCACAUUGUCUCUUUUUCCACUGAAGUCUACUUCUUUCUUGAUUAUGGUGUGGACCUCAUUUUCAAGCAGUACGAGUGGCUGAAAAAGGACCUGGAGGAGGCCAACAAACCAGAGAACAGGAAGGCACGGCCCUGGAUCAUCACCAUGGGACACAGACCUAUGUACUGCUCCAACGACGACAAGGAUGACUGCACUCGGUUUGAAAGCUAUGUCCGAAUGGGACGCAAUGACACCUCUCCACCUGCUCCAGGACUGGAAGAGCUCUUCUAUUUGCAUGGAGUAGACUUGGAGCUGUGGGCUCAUGAACAUACAUAUGAGAGGCUGUGGCCCGUCUUUGGGUAUAAGGUAUUUAAUGGAAGCAUAGAUGAGCCAUACGUGAAUCCCAAAGCUCCGGUUCAUAUUAUAACUGGCUCCGCUGGAUGCAAGGAGAAGCACGAUGGGUUCAUCCCAGAGCCGAGGGAUUGGAGCGCCUUCCGGAGCAGCGACUACGGCUACACCCGCAUGCAGGUGCUCAACGACACCCACCUGUACCUGGAGCAGGUCUCCGAUGACCAGUACGGCAAGGUGAUUGACAGCAUCUGGCUUGUGAAGGAAAAGCAUGGUGUGGCAGCCUGGCUCUGACCAACACUGGGUCUCAACGCUGGGAUGCGGUGACUUAUACUCAACAUAUCAAACUGGCACCUCUCUCAUAUAAGUGAAAGCACAAUCACUUGAAAGCUGCACUUUAGCAAUCUUUCAGCAAUGCAAUAAUACAUUCACAUAGUUCUUUUUUUUCUACUGUAAAGUAAUAUCGCAAAUGGUAAAAUGAUUAUGUCCUUUUAAUUUUGUAAUGCUUUUAAUGUUGUCUCUGACUCAAAACUCUAUCAAAAAAGGUAAAGCAUAGAUGCUUGCCAGAAAGUUCUUAGAUGGUUCAUGAAUCAGUUUUUAAUUGUAAAUAUAUAAAAUGGUUCCUUUGUGUUUUAAUGAUGCAAACAGAUGCAGGGAGACAGGUUUACUACCUGAUUUGAUUUAUGGCGAUAUAAAUGGCUUUCUUUUAAAUCCUUUAGUACUGUUGGCUACUGUUUUAAAGCCCAUAAUCUUUGGAUUGGCUAUAAAUAGACUGAUCCAGCAUUUUCUUGCCAAUAAGGGAAAUUGUAAUGGUUGUAAUGUAAAUGAUGUUAAUUUUUCACUUUUGUGUAUCUGGGAAACAGUUUACAUUAAAUGUAUGAAGGCCAAAGGCAUUUAUGAUUGUCUGCCAAUAAAACCCCUUCCUUUGA
Messenger RNA from Conger conger (European conger), 2352 nucleotides. It is a transcript of the gene acp7, whose product is annotated as acid phosphatase 7, tartrate resistant (putative). Bases 398 to 1717 code for a protein of 439 amino acids. Lineage: Eukaryota; Metazoa; Chordata; Actinopteri; Anguilliformes; Congridae. The transcript has 15 exons. Gene Ontology annotation, molecular function: metal ion binding; acid phosphatase activity. The record is from RefSeq and is a predicted model, not a curated record.